This is a messenger RNA of Suillus subaureus, 1980 nucleotides long. Its product is annotated as alpha beta-hydrolase. The record is from RefSeq and is a predicted model, not a curated record. The coding region runs from base 1 to 1980 and encodes 659 amino acids. Lineage: Eukaryota; Fungi; Basidiomycota; Agaricomycetes; Boletales; Suillaceae. Gene Ontology annotation, biological process: proteolysis. Gene Ontology annotation, molecular function: serine-type carboxypeptidase activity. The transcript has 17 exons.
AUGGCGUCCCGGUCGCACGCCAUUGUCUUCGCCACUGUCGCCUCAUUCAUUCUACUUGCAAAGGCACAACAGACCUCUGGCACUCCCCCAAGCAGCUGGCCUCAAGUAUACCCGGGAAUGCCGAAUGGUAGCUACAGUACGGAGUGGCAGGACUACUUCCAAGUGACUGAGAAUCUGCCAAAUGUUACGUGGUCUCUCGCUCGUAAUUGGGCAGGGAACAUUCCUGUUCAGAGAGAGGGUCAUCCCAAUGAUACCUUAUUCUUCUGGGCAUUUGAGAGCGAGGAAGGUUCUUUCACUUCUACUUCGACUGACGCACCGUGGGGUAUUUGGCUAAAUGGAGGACCCGGCUCAUCAAGUCUCGUUGGCCUAUUAUUUGAGGUCUGUCUUCUGUUUACUUUCCUCGUUGCCAACUCUGGAUUUGACAAUGGGCGAAAGAAUGGGCCGAUCCAAGUACAAAACGACUAUUCGCUGCUUGAAAACCAGUACGCAUGGAGCACAGUAGCAGACUACGUCUGGAUAGACCAGCCAGUCGGCGUUGGUUUUGGAACUGCUGAUUCCACUGGGUAUAUUUUUGACGAGGAUCAAAUGGCAGCGGACUUCUUUGGGUUCUUGGAUAAUCUUGUCAAGGUCUUCCCCGGCUUGGCUAAGCGCCCAUUGCAUCUAACGGGUGAAAGCUAUGCCGGCAUGUAUAUAGCGAGUCCUUACAUCACAAAAGCUUACUUCGAGAUGGAGAAUCCGCCAGUUACAUUGGCUAAGAUAGCUAUCGGGAUGGCUCUAUUGCCUCUGGAGAGACAUUUCAACUCCUCCCGGUGUGUCCUUGAGACAUACCCGCAGGUGAUCGGGUACGACACUGAUGUCUUUGAGUACUUCCGUGAACAAGAAGCGCUUUGCGGCUAUAAUCUUACCCUUGAAUAUCCUCAAAACGGACACUUCCCAACCUUGACUUAUACUGUUGGAGAAAAUCCUAACUCAUCUGAUAUGUCGGCAUCGAGGCGAUACAAAGCCCGACAAGGUCAAUUCUCCAAGAAACUAUUUUUGGCCGAAAUGGAACAGAGGUACAAUGCACGUCUAGCAAAGCGGAGCACUAGUUUGUCUAAACAUGAGCGCGUGCGAGCGCGGGAUGCUUGGAAACGUGAUCUAACUGGUCGUGCAAGUGGCACCAUAGAUGCAUGGUACGGGUGCGAUGUUUACGAUGAGAUGCUGGAUUAUGCCAUCAACUUCACCUUCCCGUGGUCACUCAGUAAGGACUCUGGAGGGAUGUUCGACGUAUAUAACAUUCCAGAUGCGCUAAACCCUGAGGCACCUAUGGAUGGGUCGGUUUUUUUGAACGACCCACAAACUCGCGCUGCUAUCCAUGCACCAACAAGCAUGAAUUGGACAGAGUCCAUCUACUACCCAUUCGGCAACGACUAUGCUAAUGGUGAUCCGAGUGUCGAACCUAUGGCAUUCCUCACGGACUUGGCCACGAAUGCCACAGCCCGCAAUGUCUCUGUUGUUAUAUUCUCCGGAAAUGAUGACUCACUCAUUCCUCACCUUGGUUCACAAAUUACUAUCCAAAACACUACCUUUGGCGGGAUUCAAGGCUUCACGCGCAAACCGUCAACAUCAUGGUAUAACGAUAAUGGCGAAUUUGCUGGUAUUGUGCAUCAGGAACGCAACUGGACUUAUGUCCUUGUUGAUCAUGCAGGCCACCUCGUUGGAUACACAAAUCCCCAAUCGACUGCAGAAACUCCCAAGGGUCUCGUCUUCAUCAGGGAGUUUGUUUUUGGAAGUAACCAGACUGGGCUGGUCACCAACACUUCCUCGGGAUCUGUGACUGUCAUAGGUGGCGAGGUCUCUUCUCUGGCAAAUGAGAUUAUGACAGGACAGGCUGCCAUCUACUAUGGCUCAGCAACUACCGAAUCCACAUAUUACUUCCCAACCGCUACAGUGGAAGCAUGGAAUACCUAUAUCGCAACCGCUACUACCACGCCUCUGUGA